AUGGCCCGACAUUCCCACUUCCAACCAGGUCGAGAACCACUAGAAGACCACAAUGGCCUGGAAUUAAGACGAUCCCAUGUCUCAGGCCCAGUGCAUUUCUUGAAUCCUACCUGGGCCCAUUACACACCAACCCAGCAGCUUAAACCGAAACGCCCAGGACUUGGAGAAGCCCAACUCCAUCCACCCAUUGAGCAUCUCUGGCGAUCGCGCGAUAACAGAAAAGGCCGGCACGCACUGCGCGUUGACAUAAAGGCCACUCCCCAAGAGACGGGCUAUACGGUUCCACCAUUAACACGUGGCACACUCGCAACAGCAAGGGGAAUUCUCCUCAUGUUCACAUACGUACCUUACUGGGACGUGUCAUAUCUGGUAGCGAUUACAUUCACAAUUGGCUCCAUAAUCUGGAUUAUCAACGCUUUCUUCGUCUGGCUACCUCUGGAAGAUCCGCAGACAGGUUUCCCCGGUGAAACGCUAACAGGGGGUGGCGUUUCCGCAUUUAUCGGCGCGACUGUUUUCGAGAUUGGAAGCGUGUUGCUGCUAUUGGAAGCUAUCAAUGCAAAUCAGACGGGGUGCUUUGGUUGGGCGCUUGAGUCUGUUUUGUCGAAAACAAAAUCUGGGGAAGAUGGACGUCAUUCACAUACGCCUGCUUCUACGAAGGUCAUUCCCAACAUGCGGGAGUGUCGGCAUCACCAUGCGGAUCGGAAGUCACUGUUUUUUGGCGGCCAUUCUCGCCCGUCUACUAGUCAUCAUGAAUCUUUGUCGAAUUAUCCUGGUUAUGUUACCUCGUCACCUGAUGGGAUGUCAUUUCAAUGGAUGCCGUCCAUCCUGGCAUUGCGCUCGCACUACUUCCAUGAACUGGGGUUUCUGGCAUCUUUGAUCCAAUUCUUCGCUGCAUCUAUUUUCUGGAUUGCCGGUCUUACUGGUCUUCCCGGCAUCUACAAUCAUAUGAGCCAAGGGCUUGCCGAUGGUGUAUAUUGGGUUCCUCAGAUUGUGGGUGGCAUGGGAUUCAUUUUGAGUGGAUUGCUGUUCACCCUUGAGACUCAGUCCAAGUGGUACCGACCCGCUUGGCAUGUUUUGGGCUGGCAUAUCGGUGUAUGGAAUUUCAUUGGUGGCAUUGGCUUUACUCUCUGUGGUGCGCUUGGGCCGGCGAGUAUGCACUCUGGGGUCGAGUAUCAGACUACGCUUGCUACAUUCUGGGGGUCGUGGGCUUUCAUGAUUGGAUCUACAAUCCAAUGGUAUGAGAGUCUGCAGAAGCAUCCCGUUGAAAAAAAGUGA
This is a messenger RNA of Penicillium antarcticum, 1275 nucleotides long. RefSeq lists its product as uncharacterized. The coding region runs from base 1 to 1275 and encodes 424 amino acids. NCBI's taxonomy places the organism in Eukaryota, Fungi, Ascomycota, Eurotiomycetes, Eurotiales, Aspergillaceae. The record is from RefSeq and is a predicted model, not a curated record. The transcript has a single exon.